Pedinophyceae sp. YPF-701 is the source of this 474-nucleotide messenger RNA. NCBI's taxonomy places the organism in Eukaryota, Viridiplantae, Chlorophyta, Pedinophyceae. The record is from the annotation of a GenBank genome assembly.
AUGCCGAAGAAAGGCGGCAAGGGCGGGAAGAAUAGGCGCAGGGGAAAGGGCAUCAACGACGAGAAGCGGGAGCUCAUCUUCAAGGAGGACGGCCAGGAAUACGCCCAGGUGAUGAAAAUGCUGGGGAACGGGCGACUGGACGCGAUGUGCAUUGACGGCAAGAAGAGGCUCUGUCAUAUCCGAGGGAAGAUGAGGAAGAAGGUGUGGAUUGCCGUCGGGGACAUCGUUCUGCUCAGUCUCCGCGACUACCAGGACGAGAAGGCUGACGUCAUUCUCAAGUACAUGGCCGACGAAGCCCGUGCCCUCAAGGCGCACGGCGAGCUGCCCGAGAACGUGCGUGUCAACGACGCGGACGCGGUCGUCGAGGGCGAGGACGACGCCAUGGACGACUUCAUCGACUUCGGAGAGGUGGAAGAGGAGUCCGGCAGCGAGGCCGGGCCGGGCGACGGCGAGAUCGACAUUGAGGACAUUUAG